Astrephomene gubernaculifera is the source of this 3422-nucleotide messenger RNA. Lineage: Eukaryota; Viridiplantae; Chlorophyta; Chlorophyceae; Chlamydomonadales; Astrephomenaceae. The record is from the annotation of a GenBank genome assembly.
AUUUGCCAAGACACACAACACACGUCAACAUAUAAUAUGCGAGGGAUGAUAAAAAACAUAAGACGCGUUGCCUGAUGUGCCGACAUUUCCAACAGAAACACUUACAUCUCAAAUAUGGCUUAGGAUAGCAUGAUCAGAUAUGCGUUAGUUGCAUUGGGGUCACAAGGGAUCAAUGAAGCGAAGGACGGAGGACGUAUGGAGGCGAAAAGCCAUCAGUAAAAAGGCCAAGAAGAAUGGUAGGCGGCCGAUUGCUAUCUACGAAGACGAUGAGGAGGAGGAGGAGGAGGAGCUGAGCUAUCAACCAAAACGACGGACGACGGAGCGUGGUCGGAUGGCUCCGGCAAAUGAGGCUCGACAGCAGCGCCAUGUUACAGCAGCGGAACCUCCAGGCCUCUACAGCCGCCCUGCUUUGUUUCGCACUGCUUGGGACAGCCCAUCAUCUCACCAGCUGUCUCUGGCUGCCAUGGAUGUUGACAGCGAUCAGGAGGAUGGGUACGGCACCCCGCCACCAGCACCACGGCAACGGUAUCAACGGCAGCAAUUGCCACAACCAGCGCAGCGCCAGCAGCCCCAGCGGCAGCCUCUAUCCCCUCCACCUCCACCACAACGUCAGCAGCAGCAGCCCACGCCGCCGCCGCAGCUGCGACCACACCCCCAGCCGGUACAAAACCAUCAGCAGCGGCAGCAGCAGGCACCUCCACCUCCCCUACCGCAGCAGCAGCGCCAGCAGCCCCAGCCGCCUCUGCAAACCCAGGAAGAACCGCUACAGGACCAUUGGCAGCGGCCGCCUCGAUCCCCUCCACCUCCACCACAACGUCAGCAGCAGCAGCCCACGCCGCCGCCGCAGCUGCGACCACACCCCCAGCCGGUACAAAACCAACGGCAGCCGGCACCCCCACCUCCCCCACCGCAGCGCCAGCCACCGCUCCCGCCUCAACAGCAACGGCAGCAGCAGCAACCACCACCUCCCGGGCAAAUGGCUGGUCCUCGGCCACCUCCAAACGCCGUGCAACAAGCCGCCUGGGUUCGUGGUCGGCGGCAGAGACCUGCCCAGCAGCGGGGUAAGGACCCGGGCCCGCCGCCUAUACCCUUCCCUUGUGAUCGGGUACCGGGCGACACCAAGUGGUAUCAGUUCGGCAGGGUCCGCAGUGUGGGUGAGGGCGGGGAUGAGGUUGAAAGCGAGGAUGAGGGCGCUGGCAGCGGUGGGCGUAAAGCCAAGCUUCCAUCAAACGUGCCCCUUCUUUGCUGGCCUUCUCACGUGGUGAAGAAGAAGAAGUUUGGGCUUCUGGCUAUCCUCAAGAAGAUACCGGCGCAGAUGCCAGUCGGCAAGGAGCUCAACCACUACGAGUGGUGGUGUACCGAGGCCUUCGACUUCACCGUCGCGGAAUUCACUCAGGCCAAGAAGGAGACCUGGAAUGGAAUCCUGAACACGGUGUCCAAGUUCUUGGGCUUCUGCAGAUUCGUGGAGUGUGUACCCCCCAAGUUCAUCUCCCUGCGCUUGGCAGGCAACCCGACGUUGGUCAUCCGCUACCUCGACUUUAUGAUGAUGCGGUGUGCUGCUGCUCAUUUGGGGACUGAGGUCUGCCGCUUGAAGCGGCUGGUCGUAUACCUGGAGAGCUACGAUCCUACAUUGACGGACAAAGAGAGGGAGAAGCUCAUGGACAUGGUGGAGUGGCUCAAGAGGAUAUCCGACAGCUUCCGCCGAAGCUACCCUACGCCUGCCCCGCCGCCAUCUGAUGUGGACUCCGACGAGGAGGACGAGGACGGACCCACGGGUCUGCCUGACAAGGUGCUGCUCCUGCGGUUCGUGAUGGAGCUGCGUCAGAAGGCAGACGACGCCCUUUCCGCAGACAUGGUGGCGGGUGACAUCAGCUUCGAGACAGCUCUCCUUCAGAGGGACGCUCUGCUGGCUGAGUUCCUGUGCGGGCUCUAUGUCCCCCCGCUGCGCCUGGCCUGCAUUGCGACGCUCAAGGUGCCUGGCCGCGAUGUGUGCACGCAUGCGUGCUGCUCCAGGGCUAACUGCCGGGGGAAUACCCUGCGUGCCUUGACAACACGCUCGGGAGAACCCACUGGCGGCAUGAAGGUGGAGCUAUUCCAUCACAAGACGGAGCGGUUCCGCAAGAAGCCCAUCACCUUCAAGCUGCCCAAGGUCCUGGCGGAACGUGCGCUGUCUUACAUCAACAACAUCCGGCCGAUACUUGCUGGCGACGACGACACGGAUGAGGAGGGGGAGGAGACCGCGCCAGUUCCCUUCCUCUUCCUUACCGGGCGAGGGAAGGCUCUUGGCAUUUCGGGCGGCACCACAGUAGCAGCCUUGUGGAACCGCAUCCAGCAGCAGCACAGUGCGCCAUGGCAGCCAUUCACAGCACGCCUUUUCCGCCACAUUCACGCCAACAGCGAGUUCAAUGCAGUGAUUCGGGAGGUUGCUGCCGGGAGGACCCACCUGGAUGGUGACGCUCAGAUCAUGGGCAACUCCCAAGCUGCGUGGGACUCAAACUACAUCAAGGACCAUGACUCCGCGAUGAUGCAGGCGACGGUGGAUCGUCUCGAGGACUGGAGGCUGAUAUGUGAGCAGAAGCUUCGGCGGCAGGGCAGCGGGGGCAGCGGCGAGGAAGAGCGGCCCAGGGACGCAGCAGCAGCGGCAGGCGAGGCGCAACCGCAGGGGCAUGAGGUGGCAGCGGGCAAGACUCCUCCUGAGGCAGCAGCAGGUGCACCAGAAGGCCAAGAGCAGCAGCUGCAGGGGACCGAUGCACCUCAAGGCCAGGUGCCACAGCCGGGGGAGGCAGCAGCAGCGGCGGAGGGCCAGGAGCAGGAGCUGGGGGAGGCAGCAGUAGUGGCGGAGGGCCAGGAGCAGGAGCCGGGGGAGGCAGCAGCGGCGGCGGAGGGCCGGGGGCAGGAGCCGGGGGAGGCAGCAGCGGCGGUGCAAGGUGGGGAGCAGCAGCCGCAGGACGUAGCAGCGGCUAUUGGCGAGAGGUUCCAGCAGCAGCUGGCAGAACCUAGGGGUCGGCCCUCGCAUGCACCAGCCCCUCGCCCUCUGCUCGGCCGGCUUCGCAGGUUGUUCAUGGGCAGCAGUGCUGAGGCAGAUGCAGCCCAAGCCGCAAGGAGGCCACAAGGAGCGGACGGCUUUCAUGGGCAGCCUAGCAGUACGGCAAGUGGGAUGGGACCCAACCCCCAAUCGGCAGCAGGAGGCAGCAGCUUGGAAGGAGGCUUUGGUGAUCUGGCGGGAGGCGAUGGUGGCUUGGACGCUGGUGCUAGGAGGCAGCAAGAGCUUGGAGCAGCAAGCGGCCAGGGUGAUGCAAACAUGGAUGGUAGCAUGCACGGGGGGUACGGCGCAUACAAUGCAUAUCAUGAGGGUGGUGACGGCGAGUUUGCGGAUGCAGAGGAUGGCCAGGGCCCGUUGAGGGGCAUGGGCGACGAUGAGG